CACUCCUCUCACAUUCACUCACAGCAGAAGCACCUCCGUCCCCCGCUGUUUGCACAUCAUACCAUAUCAUAAACCGCUACCAUUACUGCCAGCGAGCUAACAACAUACCCGUCAAAAACAGGACCUUACAGACGGCCGAGGGGUUGAUGGAGGGGCUACUGAGAGGUGUUUUGGAAGGACGCUAUGUUUCCCUGUGUCUCCUCCUGGCCCUCUUCUGAUCCCCCUGGUGCUCUGGGCCAUGCUCCACCCAUUCCCCCGGUACAGCCGCCCAAUCAGCCACUGCCUGACCUGCUGCGGAGCUGUGUUGUGCUCCCUUCCCCAUCCGCGCGCCUGAGCUCUUGUACCAGUGAGAUGGAGUCCAUGAUUGUGGUGACGGAGUACGAGCCCAGUGAUGGCUCAGGGCAGGAGGAGGAGGAGGAGGUGGAGGACAUGGACAGCUCGGAAACGCCGGAGCCGGCGUCGUCAGGUCCAGUCCCGCCCUUCCGCAUGGCCUCCUGUGAUCUUUUAUCCCACACGUUGGGCCGCCCGGAAGCGCUCUUCCCAGAACCACAGGAGCACAGAGGUAGACUGAGCCUCUCCGACAGGAAGCUGUCGCUACAGGAACGCUCGCAGACGCUUUCGUCGCCCUGUGGUUCGCCGGGGCUGAACGGACGCUAUAUUUACCCAUCACUGCCCUACUCGCCAAUCACCUCCCCUCACUCGUCUCCACGCCUCCCUCGAAGACCAACCGUAGAGUCUCAUCGUGUCUCCAUCACAGACCUGCAGGACUGCGUGCAGCUCAACCAGUACAAGCUGAAAGAUGAGAUCGGCAAGGGGUCCUAUGGAGUUGUCAAGCUGGCAUACAAUGAAGACGACAACAGGUACUAUGCCAUGAAAGUGCUGUCCAAGAAACGACUGAUGAGGCAGGCUGGGUUCCCGCGCAGACCUCCUCCUCGUGGGGCAAAAUUGGCCCCUGAGGGCCCCCCUCAGCCCAAAGGGCCUCUGGAGCGUGUUUACCAGGAGAUAGCCAUCCUCAAGAAGCUUGAUCACCCUAACGUGGUUAAGCUUGUGGAGGUGCUGGAUGAUCCAAGUGAAGACCAUCUGUACAUGGUUUUCGAGCUUGUCAAACGAGGAGCAGUGAUGGAGGUUCCUACUGAUAAGCCCCUGGAUGAGGACCAGGCACGCUUCUACUUCCAGGACUUGCUGAGAGGAAUUGAGUAUUUACAUUACCAGAAAAUCAUUCAUCGGGACAUCAAGCCUUCCAACCUGCUUGUGGGGGAAGAUGGCCAUGUUAAAAUCGCAGACUUUGGGGUCAGUAACCAGUUUGAGGGAGCAGACGCCCUCCUAACCAGCACAGUUGGGACGCCAGCGUUUCUCGCCCCAGAGACCCUCUCAGAGACCUGCAAGAACUUCUCUGGAAAGGCUCUGGAUGUGUGGGCGAUGGGAGUCACCUUAUACUGUUUCAUCUUUGGAGUGUGUCCGUUUAUGGAUGAGCGUAUUUUGAGCCUCCAUCAGAAGAUCAAGACCCAGCCGGUGGAGCUUCCUGAGAACGCGGACAUAUCAGAUGACUUAAAAGACCUUCUGUUUAAAAUGUUGGACAAGAAUCCUGAAACCAGAAUCACCGUCCCUCAAAUCAAGGUGCACCCAUGGGUGACGCGGCAUGGCGCUGAGCCCCUCCCACCUGAGGACGACAACUGCUGCAGCCUGAUAGAAGUGACAGAGGAGGAGGUGGAAAACUCUGUCAAGCACAUCCCCAGCCUGGCCACCGUGAUCUUGGUUAGGACUAUGCUGCGCAAGCGUUCUUUUGGGAACCCAUUUGAUUGGGGCCGCAGGGAAGACAGGAGUCCCGCCGCACAAGGACACACGCUAUCAAAAGGGAGAGCAGGGAGUUUGAAAUACUGCCGCAAUCUCAGUACCCCCAGGAAACAAGAGAGCGAGGAAGGAGUGCGGAGCAUGGACCUGCCCUUCGUGGGCGAGGAUGAAGUUCUUUCCUGAUAGUUGUGGGCGUUUUGCUCGGGCGAAAGGCACAAGGAUGGGGCUGUUGUUGCUGCCGGAAGGCCAGGAUAUGGACCUGGGGCUAGGGUGUGGAUAGGAUGAUGGAAGGAAAGAAGCUCGUGUGGGAUUGUUAAUGUGGAGGAUGCCCACCCACUCAUGCAUGCAUUUGUACAGUCCACUGCAGCAUGCACUGUAUCUGUCUGCCCAGGUCUCUGCUGUCUCUCAGGACCUGUUUUCUGUGUGCGCGUGUGUUUGUACUCUCCUCUCCAGCACGGAGACUCUGCUUUACUCCUCUACUUCAGCUAGGGGGCGCCACCGCGAGGCUAAUCCUGUUUUAUACAGUCUAUGGGCUAAACAGAAUUUAUUAGGGAAAGAUUUACAAUUUCUUAGGUUUGUCCAUCACUCAUUACUUAGAGAUAUGCUGCUUUGUGGCCGUUUUACAGAUCUUAUAGAUUAUUAGAACUGAAUUUAAACACAAUAAAAUCAAUUUAUCUCAGACUUUCAUCAGAAAUUAAUUUAUUCUCAAAAAUAAAUACAAAAAUCUUAAAAAUCAGGUUUGUUUGGUUUAAAUAAAAUAAAUAAAUAUAUAUGAAUAAAAAUCAAGGCAAAUAAAAUAAUAAAUAGCCUUUGCACAUUUACGGACAAUGACCUUUAAAUAGUUUUGAAUUCUUGUAUGAUGUAUAUUUCUUUCUUGUCUAUCACUCAUUAAUUUG
This is a messenger RNA of Carassius carassius (crucian carp), 2687 nucleotides long. Its product is annotated as calcium/calmodulin-dependent protein kinase kinase 2. The coding region runs from base 184 to 1974 and encodes 596 amino acids. Gene Ontology annotation, biological process: activation of protein kinase activity; CAMKK-AMPK signaling cascade; protein phosphorylation. The record is from RefSeq and is a predicted model, not a curated record. Gene Ontology annotation, molecular function: ATP binding; protein kinase activity. The transcript has 17 exons. Lineage: Eukaryota; Metazoa; Chordata; Actinopteri; Cypriniformes; Cyprinidae.